This is a messenger RNA of Larimichthys crocea (large yellow croaker), 1787 nucleotides long. It is a transcript of the gene pef1, whose product is annotated as penta-EF-hand domain containing 1. The record is from RefSeq and is a predicted model, not a curated record. Gene Ontology annotation, molecular function: calcium ion binding. The transcript is spliced from 5 exons. Gene Ontology annotation, biological process: COPII vesicle coat assembly. NCBI's taxonomy places the organism in Eukaryota, Metazoa, Chordata, Actinopteri, Sciaenidae. The coding region runs from base 118 to 891 and encodes 257 amino acids.
AAUCAGAAGCAGGGGACGCGGGUGCGGCUUUGACAGACCCGGAAAUACACCAAUAGCUAUGUGGCUAACCGCCUUUAGCUCUGCCUUGUUGGAGGAAGUCAACAAAGUCUGUGAGAUAUGAGUUUCCACUACGGCCAGGGCUACCCAGGAGGAGGCCACCCACCACCAAGUGCUCCAUACGGGGGAGGCAGUGGUCCAUAUGGGCAUCACCCCUCAGCUCCAUACGGCGGUGCACCACGUCCACAAGGAAGUCCUUAUGGUGGUUAUGGAGCCCCAGGUCAGGGAGGACAGUACGGGUCUGGGCCUUAUGGGGGUUACGGGGGACAGCCUCAUGGAGGACAAUACGGACACCACGCUCCUGCAGGUAACAUCCCUCCCGGUGUUAACCAAGAGGCAUACCAGUGGUUCCAAACUGUUGACACAGACCACAGCGGCUUCAUCAACAUAAAGGAGCUGAAGCAAGCGCUCGUCAACUCCAACUGGUCCUCUUUUAAUGACGAGACCUGCCUCAUGAUGAUCAACAUGUUUGACAAGACGCGGUCAGGUCGAAUAGACUUGUUCGGCUUCUCUGCGCUGUGGGACUUCAUGCAGAGGUGGAGAGCACUUUUUCAGCAGUACGACAGAGACCGCUCAGGCUGUAUCAGUGGCACGGAGCUACAGCAAGCCCUCGCUCAGAUGGGCUACAACCUGAGCCCACAGUUUUCGGAGAACUUGGUGCGGCGCUACACCAUGCGAGGACGACCCGGCAUCCAUCUGGACCGCUUCAUCCAGGUGUGCACCCAGCUCCAGACCAUGACACAGGUCUUCAGGGAGAGAGACACGGGCAUGACGGGCAACAUCCGCCUCAACUAUGAGGAUUUCCUGUCUGGGGCCAUCACCAGGCUCAUGUGAGCCUCAUUCCACUGACACUCCAUCUGCACUGUGGAUUCACAGUAUCAUUCCAUAUUCAGGUUUUUUUUUUUUUUGCUCAGUUAUAAUGCUCUCCCAAAAGUGCCCCAGCCUGUUGGUACUGUAUGUAUACAGCAUAUCAGCUGGUACACACUAUUCCAUAGCUUGUUGCUGUAAGUAAGAAGCUUUACACCAUGCACCUGAAUGAAGUGCAGCGGAUAUUAUAAAGGUAGCUAAAGCCUUUACUUGAUGGCUUAGCUUUCACGAGGGCGUCAGCGGGAAAGUGGUUGUGGCUUGAUAACAUCAGUCACCGUAUACCUUAGGUCCUUUAAACAGUCAUACCCUCACCAUAGAUGCCUUGGUGACAAUUAGCAAGUGUUUACUAGUGCCAGUACAGUUCUGGAUUCAAAUGAUAAAUAGUUUACCUUAAAUACAAGGGAGCAUGUGUUCAGCUCACUGAAUACCUUUGCUCACAUGCAGCAUUAACAUGUUCCAUCAAAACGAUUUUUAAAUUCUUAAAAUUUAAAUGGACAAGUGUCCAUGAUUUCCUGAGGGUAUUAAAUGCAGUGCUUGCACAUUUAUUGCUACUGCAAUGUGCAUAAUUAAGAAAAAGAAAUGCCACAUUUUAUAAUAUCAGAACUAUUCUAUUCUUUCACCUAAUGGGGUUUUGUCCUCAAAGCUCUAAUGUAAGUGACUAAGUGAUUUUCAGUGUUAAAUUUUGGCUAAAUUGCACUCCAGUAAGUCAGUAUCGACCAUAAAUAAAAAAAAUAAUUAUCUGUGGCCAAAAGAUGCCAAAAGAAAAGUGGGGCCAGUACUGAGGUACAUUAUAUGUUCAGAAAUCAGUAAACAUGCCAAAGUGGUUCAUAUUGCCAAAAAGAAAUAAACGAUUUUGUUUCAAA